AGACUGAGGGGGCGUUUCCGCAUCACACUGUACAGAGAGACGGAGGAUAAAUGUUACUGCAUAUAUUUGCUAUUUAUGGAUUCUAACUUUGUGCCGAUAAAAACAGACGUUUUUAAACUGAAUAACGCAUGGAUAUGAAUAUCGACAAAUAUUUGGAUUUGUGCUGCACUUGAAUCUGAAGGAGAUCGAUCUUUGAAAAUGAACGACUGGAACACUUCAUCUCCACCCAACAGUAGACCCGGAAGUAGUGGCGGUGGCGUUGGUGGAGGCGGAAGUAAAGCGAAACAAAUAAAACUGGUGUUGCUAGGGGAAUCGGGCGUAGGAAAGUCUAGCAUAGCCCUGAGAUUUGUACGUGGAGAGUUCAACGAGAACGGGGAGACAACUAUUGGGGCCGCAUACUUGACGAAGACUAUCAACUGUCAGGGUUGUCCUAUAAAGUUCGAUAUCUGGGACACUGCUGGUCAGGAGAGAUAUCACAGCCUCGCUCCAAUGUACUACAGGGGCGCUCCCGCUGCCGUCGUCGUGUAUGACGUCACCAGCGUAAAUUCCUUCAACAAAGCCAUACUUUGGGUAAAAGAACUUCUACAGCAAGCCAACGCCAUGAUGGUGAUCGUUUUGGCGGGAAACAAAGCCGACAUGGUAACGGAAACGAAAAGUACAAAUGAGGAAGCUCGUAAAUUUGCUGCCGAAAAUAAGCUUAUUUUUGCUGAAACGUCCGCAAAAACGGGGAUGAAUGUGGAUGAUAUAUUCUCACAGAUAGGAAAUGUUAUAGCGAGGCAGCAAGCACCGGUUAGUGAUCGUGAGGGGCGUGGCAACGUGAAGCUCACCAAUAAGAAAGAAUCCAAGGAGAAGGGAUGUUGCUGACGUCAACAGCACCAAGCACUCAGCUUUUGAACUCCAGUCUAAUAUUAAAGAAAAUAACUGUGCAAAGCACUUUCAAUGAAUCUGAAUCAAAUCGGUUCAUAAAAAAUGA
This is a messenger RNA of Ylistrum balloti, 973 nucleotides long. RefSeq lists its product as uncharacterized. Lineage: Eukaryota; Metazoa; Mollusca; Bivalvia; Pectinida; Pectinidae. The transcript has 6 exons. Gene Ontology annotation, molecular function: GTP binding; GTPase activity. The record is from RefSeq and is a predicted model, not a curated record. The coding region runs from base 199 to 864 and encodes 221 amino acids.